GAAUACGGAAGCAAAAACGAUCGCAACUUCCGGAUCACGGGGACUUAAGGUCACUCUACAUGGUGAACAUCGGCACUGCAGGAUGGGAGAAAAAGAGGAAGUUCUUGAGGAACUUUUGGACUUGAGAGUUUUUUUCCUCAUCUGGAGAAGAAGUGAAUCCAGUUCCGUUAGCGGAGGAACAGAGGGGGGACGUCAUCGAACCUGGGGCAAAACGCGACAACCGAGUUUUUCUGCUCUCUGCGUCGUCUCUCUUAUGGAAAAGCUGGAAAAAGAGUGAACUUUCCUCCCCCGCGUCCCGAGGAAAACUUCACCAACAGAAGGGGCGAUGAGAUGCGAGUGAGCUAUGCCUUGUGGAAAUGGACAGACUGUAUUUAAGCGAAAACAUGGCGUCUGUCUGCCAAACUUUGGAUUAUUUUCAAGUAUGCUUUGUGCGCUCUGCUGCCUCUCGGCGCUCUCGGGCGUCGCGGCGGACGGGCGAGAGUGCAGCCCGUGUCCGGGUAACUGCACGUGCGCGGCGGUGGGACCGCAAAACUUGUGCGUGGUUAAUUGUUCCAACAUCGGACUGGAUCAGGCCCCAGCGGCGUCCGAUCUACCGAGCGACACACACACACUAGAUCUCUCCAGAAACCACAUUCCCUCUGUGGAUUCCAGUCUUUUUGAUCACCUCACCUUCCUGAAGGAGCUGUAUCUUCAGAAUAAUCGUCUGGUCAAUCUUCCUCAUGGGAUAGUUGGCUGUGGCCCGUUAGCUGUGCUAGAUAUAAGCAACAAUCAUAUCACAACAAUCAGAUCAACCGUUGAUGGAAAAAUAUGUGAGAGUUUAUUUAACUUAACUUCAAUAGAUCUGAGUUCUAACCCGUUCAUCUGUGACUGUAAGUUAGUGCGGUUGGUUAGCUGGUUGCAGGAAAAGGGUGUUAAAGUGAAGCGACCCAACUCUAUGCUCUGUGACAGCCCACCGGAGGUGAAGAACCAACCACUGCUUAACGUCAGUGAACACACUUGUGGCCUGACGUACGCAGGCUGUCUGCAGGAUGAAGAGCACGCGAGUGGAGUCGAGUUGGUCAUCUUCUCCUCCUCCACCCCAGGCCGGUUCUCUCGUGAAGAUUGCAACUCCAAGUGCUUCCAUGAGAACCAGCGUUACGGUGGUCUGGGCCAACAAAGAGAGUGUCUGUGUAGCACAAACUCUGAGCCCAAUCACAUCAGCGAGUCCCAGUGUUCAGCUGCAUGUUCCGAUCCGCUGGUCAUGAAGAAGUGUCGCUGGACUGUGUCCCAGGACGUGUUUCAGGUGAACUUCUCUGCAACCCUUCCGUCCCGUCGUGUGUCCGUCCACUCUGAGGCUCUCUUGUCUGUCUCCUCCUCUGUCUACCCUGUAUCUCUUUCCUGGGAUUUCGGUGACCUUUCACCUCGAGUCAACAGCUCCACGUCCAAUAAGACAGCGAUCCAUAAGUACGGCGUCCCAGGACUGUACCAGGCCCGGGUGAGUCUCUCGGCUGGACACCAGGAGAUAGUCACGCACGGGAACGUCAGUGUGGAACUGCCCCCGAGACUGGAGCUCCACUGCCCGUCACUGAUAGUGGCCAAUCAGAGCCUGGAGGAGGCGGUUUCUCUGGUGAACUGGGGCGGAGUGGGCAUAACCGUGGACUGGAGAAUUUCUAAGGAUGGGAGAGAGAUUGCGAGAGCGGAGCCUCUGUGUUUGCCAGAUGCGAUCCGUCACGCUGAUUCAUCCCGCUGUUUCCUGUUGGUGUCGGAAGAAGUCAGCUGGUCGGAGGCACGUAGGAAUUGUUCAGCCCGUGGGGGAGAACUCGCCGUGGUGCAUUCCCAAACCGUCCGAGACCUUCUGGCCCCUCGAAUCACACAGGAACGCGGCGUGUGGCUGGGUUUGAGUGACAAAAACUCUCCGCGUGUUCUGCGCUGGGUGGACGAUUCUGACGUCCAGUCGGGUGACGAGGGCGCGAGAGAUCGGGCCAGUUUGCCGCCGGGAAACGUGUGUGUGUCACUGGACAGUGCCGGACAGCCCAGCGCCCACUCCUGCACCGCCCAGCGAGCUUUCGUCUGCCAGUUCACUCGCCAAGUGCGAAUCCCUGAUGCAGGUGUUUAUAUGGUGGGCACAGCUGUGUUUAAUACCCAGAAUGCUAUGAGCAGCCCUGCAGUAUCACACACAUCUGUACUCAACACGCCGGCCAAAGAAGUCGAGCUGUUGCUCUUCCCCGGACUGAGUUUCGUGUAUGGAGGUCGACUGUCGUCUCUAGAGAUGAUCACUCAGACACUGACCUCACACACACAGCUGCGCUUUCAGGUGUACCGACCGCAGUGCCCCAGAUUCACACCACAGCCCCUGCUGCCAGGUUGUGGUGACAUUUGCGCCCCCAUUACCGUUUGCCAGUCUCCAGAUGACUGGAUCAACGACACAAGCGUCCCUCCAACAUCUACAUCGUGCCCAGCGGGACGCCAGUACUGCCCGUAUACUUUGCAGUGUUCGCCCCUGGCCAGCCCUUGUCAAAGCGCGGCAUGUGUCAACUGCUCCGGUGUCGACCCUCUUCCUGCCGGGACCCAGUACCCCAAUUACAGCCUGGUUGGGGAGGUGAUUUUUACCCUGCCGCCUGGACCACCCACUCAUGUCUUGGUCCUGGAGGAAUUAGAGGACCUGUUGGUUUCCCCCGGCGACUUCCUCGCCCUCCAGCACGAUGCUGGCCCAUCAGGGCUUCUCCGGUGCUCAUCGGACCCCUCAUCGCCGUGGAAACAGAACGUCCUCAUCCAAAACUACUCUGACUGGUUGGACUCUAAUAAGACUCUUGGGAUGAAUGCACAAAGAAGCUGGGACGUGAGUUUGGUGUGCCAGGUGAGAGUGCUCUACGUUGGACAGAACGACACCAAACUGCGGGGUCAGUUUCUUCACUCUGGCCUCCCGCAGCCUGGCGACUACAGUUUGGAAGUCACAUCCAACGAUCAAGAUUUUCCUGUCGCUGCUUCCUGUCCGAUCCGCGUCGUCCCGCCUCUGGGACUAACCGUGGUUCAUCCGACCAAUCACAACGGCACAGUGUAUUUCCUCCCCAAUCAGUCGUGGAUUCUCGUGAAGGUCCGCUCUCAGCACAGCGUUCUGAUUGGACGGCAGGGCAGCAACGCAACGGCACCCUUUUACAGCAUCUGUCCCCAGAACUUGGUGGCGAAAGUGGCUGAAUGCAGGCAGACUGACCCGUACAACGACACCAUGUUUGCGGGGGUCGACCUCCAGCUCGGGUCCACGCCGGGGCUGACCAACGUGGUGCUCCGCGCCCACAGCGAAGUUACCGAAGAUGUGCUCCAAGUUCAGGCAAGGGUUCAAGAGCCUCUUGAAGGGCUGGUCAUCCAACCUCAUCCCGCUCAGCGAGUUCUUAUGGAGUCCGUAGUGAGUUAUACGGCGUCCGUGGAGGGAGGUACGGAUCCGUCCUUCAGAUGGACAGUGGAUGAUAAGCCUUACUUUACGUACUACAACAGCGUAUUGAACAUCAUCUACCAGAACGCGGCGAUGUACAAACUCACGGUGACGGCUUUGAACCAAGUCAGCGUGUUGACCGAAUAUUUCAACGUGACAGUGGACCGCAUGAACCCGAUGACUGAUUGUACCGUCCACGGAGUCCCUGAUAUAGUGCAGCAAGGGUCUCCUCUGAACCUCACGGCGUCUGUGGUGGUUGAUGAGGCUGUAGACGUCAAUUUCUGGUGGUGGUUUGGAGAUCGAGGGAACCAUACACGUCAGUUUAAACCCCCUUACGAUCAACCUUCUAGCAACCAGGUGUUGCUCUAUGACAAUGUACAAUAUGUUUAUACCCAGCCAGGGGAGUACACCCUCAUAUUCUUCGCUUCAAACCGGUUUGAGAACAGGACAUGUAAAGUUGACGUCUACGUUUUCAGCAUUCUGACAGACGUGCAGAUCGAGACGGACCCGCUACUUCUACGCACUGGAAAACCUGGUGAAUUUGAGGCCCACCCCUUACCGUCUUCCUACGGGAUUAUCUACACCUGGAACUUUGGCGAUAACUCGAGUCUACAGCAGGGGCGCGAGCGCAGGGUUCCUCACUCGUACGCUUAUAGCGGCAUCUUCACCAUCUGCGUCAACAUCAACAACACCAUCAGCUGGUUGGACACUUGCGCUGAAAUUAUUGUUUAUGAGGAUGUUGGCGGCUUGAAGGUGAUGUCAUCUGCCCCCACGGAGCGCAACACUCCUACUAUUUUCACCGUGAGCCUGGAAGCGGGAAACAAUGUAACCUGGAUAUUUGACAUGGGGGAUGGAAUCGUACGUACAGGUGUGGAACCACGAGUCGAAUAUACAUACAGGAAAGAUGGAAACUACACCGUGAAUGUAACGGCGAUGAACGCAGUGAGCGUGCAGUGGGCAACUAUUCAAGUUGAGGUGUUUGUGCUACAACUGCUAGCUCUCGAACCGGAUGUGUGCGUUGAAGAAAACAAAGAGAUCAACUUUCAUGCAUUUGUGUCUGGGAACGUGUCAGGACAUCAGUAUGUUUGGAGUUUCGGGGAUGGAAGCCCCAACGAGACUCACUAUGGUACCCCAGAUGUAAAACACAUGUACGUUAAGAGUGGCGAGUACCAUCUCUCCCUGGACAUGUCAAGCGAAGCUAACAAGGCAAAUUUUUUCAGAAGGAUUUGUGUGCAACCUGAGGUCGCAAAAGUGUCCUUGUCUACUCUGAGAAAACAUGUGAAACUUGGAGAAGAGAGCAGAUUUAUUGCAACAGCUUUCCCGGAAUUUAAUUACACAUACCUAUGGGACUUUGAAAUACAUGACUCCAGACAUUCAGUUCGAGGUGGUGAGGUGAUGGAUUUUACUUUCAAGAGUCCUGGACAAUAUCUGGUAACGGUUUCUGUCUUCAACAACAUCUCCUGUAGCAACAACUCUGUUUUAAUCGAGGUACAGCAACCUGUUGUCUUUCUGCUGAUAAAUCAUAACGGAGAUAAAGGAAACCGUCUGGCACUACAUAAAGAAUACACGUUCACUGUGACUUCCAACUCUUCAAAUGCUGUCUAUAUCUGGGACUUUGGAGAUGGGACUCAAAUUAAUGGGACAAAUGUAUCAUACGUCUACAGAUCUUCAGGAAACUUCAACAUCUGCGUUACAGGCAAGAAUGAAGUGAGCGAAACGAAAAGUGAGAUAUCCGUGAUGGUAUUGGCACCCAUUAAAGGACUGUCUGUAAAUGCUAGCCAUGUUAAUGUUCCUAUAAACACUUCGGUCCACUUCGAGGCGCACUUUGAGCAAGGGGAUGACAUACGGUACUCUUGGAUUCUUUGUGACUGGUGCACAUCUAUACAAGGGACUCACACAAUGUUCUACACAUUUCGUUCAGUUGGGACUUUCAACGUCAUAGUAACUGCAGAGAAUGAUAUUAGCAUCGCACAAGCUAGUAUUUACAUCUUUGUGCAGCGUGAGUUGGAGGGUUUGCAGAUAGUGGCCAAUGAUCUUCGCGAAGGAUGCUGUUUCGCAACCAAUCGUGUCCUGCAGCUGCAAGCCUUAUUGAAAGAGGGCACCAACGUGACCUUCAACUGGAACUAUCAGAGGGAACAUGAGAACCUUGACCACAACAUCACAGGAAAGUCCAUUGAGCUUAAUUUUUCCACCCCUGGACCUUGUGAGGUGAUCCUCAAGGCAACCAACUUGCUCGGCCAGCUGGCUAUGAACCGAGCUAUUGAGUUUCUGGAACCUGUGAAGCAGUUGAACCUUGAGUCUUUACCAAACUUUGCUGCAGUGAACGCCAUAACAAACAUGACAGCGUUUGUACGUUUUGGGACUGACCUACAUUACAAGUGGUGGGCAGAUGGUGAGUUGUUAACGUUUGACAUGCCUACCGUAAUGCAGUGUUUUAAAAGUGUAGGUCUGAAACUAGUGAAAGUGGAAGCUUACAACAAAGUCAGCACAGAAACGGUCUUAAAGUGGAUCAACAUUCAAGAACCAAUAUCAGGAAUAUACCUUUAUGCCACAAAUGUGACGGAGCAGAACUUUGUCGCAUCAGGGGUCAACGUUUCCAUGCGUGGAAAAACAGAGACAGGGUCCAACAUUUCAUGGGAGUGGCUGUUGCCGGAUGGUACAAAAUCGAAUCACCGUUCCACCUCCUACAUCUUCUCCAAACCUGGAAUCUACACUGCUGCUUUGAAUGCCACAAAUGACAUCAGUGGAGAACUAGCAUCUCGUGACUUUACAGUACAAGACCGUAUCCAGGGUCUGGAGCUAAAGGCCAGUAAACAAAUUGCUGCAGUUGGAGAGAAUGUGGAGUUUACCAUAUCCAUCUCAUCUGGAACAUCUGUUAACUUCAUCCUGAGCAUCAGCGGAGACGCCACUGUUGUUCUGCACAAUCGUACAUACGUCCACCAGUUCACCAGUGUGUCAAAGUACUAUGUGAAUCUUACAGCCCACAACGAGGUGAGUGCGGAGCGAAAAACUCUGCACAUUGAAGUAAUGGAACCUGUUACCAAACUGACUAUACUGGACUGCUGCGAUGCUGCCAUACCCGUAGGAGUCACUCGGCCUUACGUUGCAUAUACACCGACACGUGAGCCACUGACCUUCUUGUGGACCUUCGACCUUCAUUUUGGCCCCAAGACUCAAAUGGUUGGCAAAUCAGUGACGUACGCUCCAGAAAAACCAGGUAAUCUUACUAUAUUCCUGAGAGCGUUCAAUUCCCUCAACGGUCUAAAUGUGACUAAGGUUCUACGAGUUCAGAACAGUAUCAAAUCAGCCUUUUUGGAUGCUCAGCCAAGCGACACCUUCAUAAACAAGACGGUCAGCUUCCAUGCCGGUAUCACCCCCCCUUCAACUCCUGCAUUGUAUAUGUGGGACUUUGGGGAGGGUACCUCUCCCUCCAUCACAACAACACCUUCUAUUAGCCACAUCUACUAUCUGCCCGGUCACUAUCUGGUGCGACUAAAUGUCAGUAACCUGGUCAGCUGGGCCACGGCACAGGACGAGAUCAACAUCUCUGUGUUGAAGUGUGAUGAACCAGAAGUACAGAUAUUUCAAGCUCCACGCCUUGCCGUCUGGCGUCACCAGCCUACCUUGGUGGAGGCAAAUGUGAACUUGAAGGGCUGUGCUCUAUAUGGAAUAAAGUCAGUUUGGGAGAUCUUCACAUCCCAUCGCUGUCAGGAUGAAGAUAAAGGCCCAAGACCUUCUAAGGUCCAGCUCCCGGCAGAAGUCAACGUAAACAGGCUCCAACUUUCAGUGCCGAAAAUGUCAAUUUCUGCUGGCAACUACACUCUAGUUUUUUCUCUGUCAUAUGAGGGAGUUCCACUCAGGAAGGCAGCCUGUCUGCAGCUGUCAGUCAUGUCCAAAAAGUUGGUGCCCAUCAUUGAAGGUGGCACGUACCGUGUCUUGUCCAAAACUCAGGAUCUCCACUUGAGUGCUGAGCAGUCCUAUGAUCCCAAUCUAGAUCCGGAAAACCAAUCCCUGCUCUACUACCACUGGGAAUGUGUGACCACCUCGAAGGGCCCGGCUCACUGCUCUACUCUCAAUUUCGGGCUGGGUCCAAGCGACCCAGUUCUGGGCAUCUCUGGGUCCGAGCUGGAGGUGGAUGUGGAGUACACCUUCCGUCUGACUGUCAGCAAAGAGGGCAUGACCCCAGAAUCCACAACUCAGACCGUGCGGGUACAGAGCGGUCGGAUUCCGAUGGUGUCGCUGGAGUGCGUGUCGUGCAAAGCUCAAUCUCGCUAUGAGAUCAGUCAGAACUCUUAUGUUUACCUGGCUGGCACCUGCAGUAAUUGUCACGGCUCACAUCGAGGGCGCUGGACGGCGAUGACCGGUCGGAAUGAAACUCUAGUUUUGGAUCUGGACACGACCACCACGGGCAGCGACAGCAUGCAUUUGGUGCUGAGGCAGGGCAUCCUCCGCGACGGCGACUCCUACAUAUUCAGCCUCCACGUGGAGGAUGAUAGUAUGGACCGGGAAGGUGUGGCUUACAUCGAACUCCACCCGAAUCUUCCUCCAGCUGGAGGGGCGUGUUCUCUGUGGGCGGAUGGGGAGGGGCCUCAGGUGCGCACACUGGUGGAAAGAGUUCACUUCAAUUGCUCAGGUUAUGCUGAUUUGGAUGAGACAGAGUCUCCUCUGGUUUAUAGUCUGUUGGUGAUACGCUGUGCAAAUCUGUACUGUGAGGAGUUCUGUGUGUAUAAAGGCACGAGUCCAGAACAUUCUGCGUUCCUGCCCCCUGGCUUCAGCUCGGACCAGAACAGGGUGAAUGCUUUAGUCAUGGUGGAAGACCACCAGGGAGCAUCAGCUAUGGCCCUUAAUAUGUCCAUGGAGGUGCUCCUGCCAAAGGUUCCUAAGGGUUACGAUAGUCUUCCUCACUGGUUGAGUAACCUGACGGACUCCACCCUGAGAGAGCUGCUGCGACAGGGAGACUCACAGAGAGUACGGGAACUCUCGCUGGCUCUCAUCACUGUUCUAAAUGAGUAUGAGCAGGGUGUGUCCCGCAGACGUGAACAUGUGUCGAAGGCAGAGCGUCAGUACAGACUGAGCAUCAGAGGAAACAUCACCAGAGCGUUGACAUCACUGGAUCUGAUUACUGUCAACGACAUCCAGCAGACAUCAGCGGCGCUCGCACAGUGCACGGCUGUGAGUCGAGAGUUUGUGUGUGAGGAGUGUCAAAACAGCACUCUGGAUAAACUCGAGUCGAUGUUAGAGAUACUACAGACAGACACUAAACAGGGUACAGUGACCCCUACUGAGAUAGCAGACAACAUUCUCAACAUCAUGGGGGACCUGAUCCAUCAGGUGAGCCAGGCAGCAUCCUCACCUCCUCCAGAGGCUGAAGACCGCGGCAACUCCCAACAGACUCCGUUUCUUUCGGAAGAGCAGCAUCACCCGCUGCGGGUGGCCGCUAAAGCAUACACCCUCUCCUCCGAGCUCAUGAGAAUCCUCAUGCUUGGCCGUGUCCUCAACGAAGAGCCCCUGAUCCUCCGCGGGGCCGAGAUCGUCGCUGCCGGCAAACGUGCCGACCCACAGAGCCUCCUCUGCUACGGAGAGAGCAACGUACCUGAGUGCCGCCGUUUCUCCAUCCCUCGGGCGUUUAACGCCAGUUUAGGACGGGCAGCAGGGGGCGUGCUGCGGCAGGGGGCCACCAGUGAGGAUGGAAUCGUUCAGCUGCUGUUUCAAGUAGAGCCAAAUCCAUUUCCCUUCAAUUACAUAGCAAAUUACUCCGUGUCUACAGAGGUGGCAUCCAUGGAGUUCCACACAGUGAAUGGCACGCAGAUUCCAAUCUCAGAUUUGGAUGAAACUCAGGCGAUAACUGUCGCUGUUAAUAAAAGUAGGGAAGCCGGGCUGAGCGGAAACAUAAUAGAGGGCGUCUUGCCGCCCGCGGGAGCUGAAAACAUCACUCGCUGCAGUUAUGUUAUCGUGAGGGUGAGCACCGGGAAUACCAACAGACAGGCCGGGAUUUACAUCCAGCUCAACUUCACGGUGUUAGAUGAGUCUCCAGAGAGGUGGGAAUUGGAUCCAUCGAUCACAGCCUACCUGCACACCUCCGAGUGGCCCAAUGAAUUCAACAGCACCGACAGGAAGCACAUCACACUCAAUAUGACACGGGGGCGGGACAUUGACCAACGACGCUACACAUUCUUUUUGUCUCCGAAUUCAUACGACACCACGCGCGACCACUUCAUAAACGUGUCCACAGGGUGCGGCCCCAGUGACCCCAAUCUGGUCCGUGUGGAGGUGGGCGUGUUCACGUCUCUGUGUCAGUAUUUCAGCGAGAGCGCCAAACAGUGGCGGACGGACGGCAUGGUUCCGCUUCCGGAGACCAGCGUGGGGCGAGCCGUGUGUCUCACGCGCCACCUCACCUCCUUCGCCGCGAGCCUGUUUGUUCCACUCGAUUCAGUCUCCUUCAUCAUUCCUGAGCGUUCAGUCAAUCGUAAUCUGGUGGUGGUUCUGGUGUGCUUGAUCGGACUUCUGUGUUACGCCGUGGCCGGCGCUAUAAUGCGUAAGCUGGAUGAAAUGGACCUGAGACGUGCUUCAGUGGUUCCUCUGUGUGGACAGGACGGGCUCUACAAAUACGAAAUUCAGAUUAAGACCGGCUGGGCAUACGGCGCAGGUACGACGGCCCAUGUUGGCAUCAGUCUCCACGGCAGCGAGGGCCACACCGGACACCGACAUCUAGACUGCGUUGGAGCGUUCGCUCGUAACAGCCUGGACAUCUUCCACAUCGCCACGGAUACAAGCCUGGGCAGCGUGCUCAAGAUCCGCAUGUGGCACGACAACAAAGGCCUCUCUCCAGCUUGGCUACUCCAGUACAUUCUAGCAAAGGAUUUACAGACGGGAAGCAGUUAUUUCUUCCUGGUUGAGGAAUGGCUAUCGGUUGAUAAUGAGAAAACAGACGGCAGGGUUGAGAUAGAGGUGGAAGCAUCAGAGGAGGCGGACCUCUGUCACUGGCCCCGCCUACUAACCUGGGAGCUCCAGAGGGCAGUGUGUGAGAGCCACGUGUGGCUGUCGCUAUGGGAACGACCUCCGCGUAGUCCCUUCACGCGGCUACAGCGGGUGACCUGCUGCUCUGUGCUUAUGCACCUCUGUAUGCUCGCCAAUGCCGUGUGGUUUGGUACGGUCGCUUACGGCAACAGCUCUACGCCGGUGUCUACACAAGUCUCUUUAAAUGCUGAGACUGUGUGGGCGGGGCUUGUGAGCUGUCUACUGGUCUAUCCGUUCUACCUGCUCAUAUUCUUCCUCUUCAGACUCAGCCGCAGUAAGGUCUCGGUGGAGCAGCUGCCUCCGCAGGUGGACCAGGAGUCUUUAGAAAUUGAUGACUUCUUGGAUAACUCAAUGACAGGAAGCUCUUUUCUCAUGUUAAAUGGCAUUCCUGGAGAGACAUAUUCAGAGGAGACCAACAUCGACCUCCCUACUCCUUCUAGUAAAAGUCUGCAGAGGUGGAGUGUCCCAGACUGCGAUUGGCCGGAUGUAUUGACGGAUCCGUCUGUCGAGAUGGGGCCGGUGUUUCCUCCGCGGCUGAAGAGAGGUCAGGGCAGUAGACAUCUGGGCGUUGACAUUCCCUUCAAUCCAGACGAGGAGGACACUGUGUGUGAAAACAGCCAGAGGAACAAAUAUUUCUCUUCUUCAGAUGAGGACCUCAUCAAGCGGAUUUUGGCUGACGGACAGCUGCUGUCACAGACGGACAGUGAUAUGGGCGAUCUCUCCAGUAUAUUUGGUGACAAGACAGAAGUGAUUCUACUGCAGAAGAUGAAUGAACCGAUUUUCCCGGUGGCCAUAAGACCUCCCAAAACUGCCUUUACCUCUCGCACAGUGGUGGCGGAUGUUUGUAGACCGAGACCUUUCCCUCCAUUGUGCGGUCUGGCUGCUCUGUGGGCCAGCUGGGCGGGGCUUAUCCUGUCAAGCAGCCUGUCAAUGUGGUUGGGGCGGAGCUUUAGUGAGGGCGUGGCUCUGAUGUGGCUCAUCUCUUGCAUCGUCAGUUUCCUGUCAUCUUUCUUCAUUCUAGAGCCUGUAAAGGUCUUGUUGGAGGGAAUUUAUUUCUCUCUGUUCGUGGGGCGUCUGAGAGCAGAAGAGCAGGACGUGUUGGUGGAUUGUCCGCGUGUGGAGAGGGUCGUCCAGCGUAUCCCCAGAGUGAGACAGCCGCAGGGAUUCGCCCUCUCGCAAGCUAGAGAGGAAGCUCGCAAAGUUCGCCUGCUACACACCAUGCUGAAGGCCUUCCUGAUCUACAUGCUGUUCUUGCUGGUGGUUUUACUGCUAAACUAUUCAGACUCGAGCAAAGACGACCACCGCUUACGGCUUCACGAUCAUCUGCUGGAUCACUUCAACACGCGCCACUAUAACAACAUCAGCAGACGUGAGGAUGUGUGGGCGUGGCUAUCAGACUCCUUGUUACCACGGUUACUGGAUGGGCCGCUCCUGAUGGAGAGAACAGGCAGUGUGUUGCUAGGAAAGCCCCGUCUUCGGCAGCUGAGAAGUCAAGAAGAUUGCCCCAUCAGCAGAUAUUUCCCUCCUAUGUCAUGGUUCGGGUGUGUCCCGGCGGGUUGGAAGGAGUCAGCUUCAGGAUUGGUGCAGAACUGGAGUAUGAGUACAGCUCAGAGUAGCGGUGUGUGGCACUGGGGGCAGGUGUCGGUGUACAGCAGCGAAGGAUUCGUGCAGGAUCUCAGCAGAAACAUGCAGAUCUCAGAAGCUCUGUUCAAACAACUCAACACACACCGCUGGCUCGACCCCCUGACGACAGCUCUGUUCGUGGAGUUCUCCCUCUACAACAUCAACACAGAUCUGCUGGCAGUCUUCUCUUUCCUCCUGGAGUUUCCUGUGUCUGAACGAGCCGUGCUGAGUCUUGAUCUGAAAACAUGCAGUCUUCACACGCUGAGUCACGGCCUGGACCUGCCUCUGUUCCUCACGCUCCUCCUGCUGGUGUUUAUCGGCUAUUUUGCCGUGCGUGAGGCCGUGGCGGCUUGGAGGCAGGGGCGCGGCUACUUCCUGCGUUUGUGGAACAUGGCGAGCGUGUGCAGUCUGGUGUUGGCAACAUGCGUUGCAUCUCUGCACCUCAGCCGCUCUGUGCUCGCCGAACGCCAGUGGGCUUCAUUUCUACGCCAACAGGACGCCUUCACCGACUUCUUUCCUCUGGCCCGACAGAGUCAGGUCAUGACCCAGCUCGGUGCAACACUUCUCUUCCUGUUGGUGCUAAAGGCAUCGCAUCAGCUGCGCUUCAUGAGAGAGUGGGGGGUUUUUGGAAGAACCUUGAGAAGAUCUUCCUGGGAGCUUCUGACGGUCGCCGUCACUCUACUCGUGUUCCUGUUGGCAUACUCGCACACUGGACACUUGCUUUUCCACUCAGUCAUGGAGGGCUACGGAACUGUUAGCUCCACAUGCCUGACGUUACUAGGCUCCGGGGGGCGUGGACUGUUGUCAUGGAGACAGUACGGCGGCUCCUCCCCCAGCUCUGCGUCUUGUUUCAUCUUUUACUUCAGUUUCACCCUCCUUCGUCUCGUAUUGCUGUGGCUUUUGAUCUCGGCUUUGCUGAGAAACUACCAUCGGGCGAGGGCUGAAAUGUACCGUCCUGCCGUCGACCUGCAGGACUACGAGAUGGUGGAGUUGUUUCUGCGACGCCUCAAAAUGUGGAUGGGGCUCAGCCGUGCCAAAGAGUUCCGGCACAAGGUACGAUUUGAAGGUAUGGAGCUCCCCCCCUCCCGAUCCUCUUCAACUAGUGAUUGCAAGUCCUUGUGUCUCCCUCCUCUGGACACCCCAGAGGCUCCGCCGUCCCCUGAUAGUAUUGACGGAGAAUCUGAAACAUCCUGGUUCCCCACAUCCAGCAGCCCCUGCACUUUGGCUGAAGCUCCGGGUCUGGGACUCGGCCUCACCUCACUAGGCCCUGGAGUUGUAGUCGGAGGCCAGGGCUGGAAAGAGAGAGCGGAGACGGAGGCGACACUUCGCAGGAUCAUCCCAACUUUUGAUGCCUUGCUUCUGCAGCUGGACCGGGUCACCCACGCCACAGAGGAACUGUGUCUCACAGAGUGUUGCCUUGAAAGAAUGCUGAGGAGGAGCAGGCGACGGAGCAGAGGGGGACGUCGCCACAGAAGUCUAGAUUCUGCAGGACAGACGAGACAUGGCAGGAGAGACACGGGUGCAGAAAGGAGUACAAUAGUGGUAGAGAGAAGCAAAAGUCCACUGAGUACUCAAGCAAGUGCGGCCAAGUCAGAAGAGAGACAGAAACUUCACAAGAAAGACAGAAAAUCAAGAAAGUCUGACAAGUUCUCACAAAAAUCACAAGGUCAUAACCAGGUAGAUUCAUGUCCAAACAAGACUGAUAAUAGUCACCAGAAGUUACAAGAAACCCACAGUAAUGAACUGCCACUUGUCAGCGAAACUCAAAAAGACUCUCACAAGUUGGAUUUUGACCCUCUUAAAGUGAGUCCACAAGAAGAAAGUACCAAUCCACCCAAGGCUGAAAAAGCUUCUCGCAAGGUAACUUCAUCUUCCAAAGAUGAUCUGAACAUUCAGAAGGACUCUGAGGUUGUUGGCUGUGCCAGCAAACCUGCCCCCACCCCGGCCCCGAGUCCCGUUCCCACUCCGACGUCUACUCCCUCAACUGCUUCUUUUUCUGCUAUUACCACCCCAGUACCCAUCCCUCGCUCCCACGAGUGGGUGCCGCCCAGCAACGUCGAAAACCUUCCCUCCAGCGUAUUCCGGCACCCUGCGCACACUACAACCAAUCCCACUCGGAAACGAAAGCACAAACCUCCCCCUCUCAAAAACAAGGUGCACCCUAACACAGAAAAACCUUUCUCAGGACACCACAAGCCUUGAGAACCCAAGUGAUGAUGGAUGAAACGGGAUUUGGGAAUUGUGAUGUAAGGCUGUGGGACUAAAUAGUUUUGAAGCUUAUAGGUUAUGGGUUUAAUGAAGUAUUGAAAUGAGGUCCUGGUGACAGCAGGUUUUGGAACCAGGACCUAAAAAGGGCGCAAGCAGAAACCAAAACCAAAUAAUCCACCCACAAGCUUUCAACUGGUAACUGGUUCAAUUGGUAAAUCUUCAAAUCUGUGGAAACAAGGUGCAGGUCACCACCGUCUUUGCAAUCCUCAAGUUUUGAUGCAAGAUGUCCUUCCCUCUCGCAGUGACCUCAGUCUAACCCUUUGACCCUGGAGGUCAGUCGGGUUACAGCCGACAGGAGCACACCUUGUGCUGUCAUAGCAACAGAAACUCUUGAAGGAGAGAUUAAAGUAGAAUGCCUGUUGACGCAGGUUGGCUCGAUGGUUUUUGUCGUACAAGUUAUGUUUAAUGAAUCGUGUUACAUUUUUGUUGAAGGAAGCUAUCUUAAGGGUACACGUGUUGCCCAUUUAUACAAAAUAAGCAGUUUAUUCAGAAAGGCUCACAUUGACAACACUACACACGUAAGAACAUCUAUAGAGAACAGGUAUGUGUUUUUUAUGCGAUUAUGUGCCACCAAAUAUAGGUACAAAAUUCAUGCUACUUAAUAUAAUGGCAUGUUACUGAAUAUAGAAAUGUAUUUCUCCUCUCAUACUCGUACAUCUACACUAACACACCGAUAGAAACUAUCAGGGUGCUAUAAAACUAGCCUCAGGAUAUCAAAUAUGUCUUCAAUACCAAUAGACCAGUGGGCAAGUGGUGGAAGAUACAAAAAGUAGAAGGAAAACUCUGAAGCAUGGAGGUUGGAUUUUUCAGCGAAUGUUUAGUUGAAGAUUAAAGUUAAAAGGAAACUUGAGAGCUGAAGGUACAAUGAAGGUACGGCCCUUAAGCCCUUCCAGAAUUCUCUCUGCUUUCAGAAAAGAAAGGAAAAAGCUUCCAUAAAGCAUUAAUACUAUUAUAAUUAUUACUAGUAGUAGCUGAUCAAUGCAACAUUGUUUAAGAAAUGCUGAAGUAUGUUUUGUUUUGCUUUCUACAUUGUUUGAAAUCUUAUUUAAAAAGCACUUUGUAUUAACGUAUAGGAACGAUUGUGUUUCGCCUCAAAGAGCAAUCCAGUUUGAAUGUGUUACUGAAAAUGGAAAAUGUUUAUUAAUAAAAUAAGCUUUGUAUAAAGAUAAGAGAUAGCUAAAAAUCAUUAUUCUCCCUGUACAUUUGCCAAAGCUUGCUAUUCAAGAGAUUUUUGUACGUAGCACUUUAUUUCUGCCGUAUUUAACUAGUAUGUAAUGAUUUUCACGUUCAACAGCUUUUCAGAAGUUUCUUUUCGAGUAUUAUAAACAAGCCGCGUCAGGAUGUUAUUUUGUUUUUGUUGCUUGUCAAGUAUGAAAUGUAUUUAGCACUAUGUUUACUAUGAUAAUGCUCAGGGACCCUAAAGAAACGAGAUUCUUUUUUGUAUGAAGUGUUUUGUGCCUAAUUCAGUACAUGUAUUGUGCACUCAAAAUAUCCACUACAAGGGAAAGCAGAGCUGGAUUUCGUUGAAGGUCACGUCCACUACAAUAACGUCUAUAUUCAGGCCGUUGCUGAUGAAGUUUUCAAAGGUCACGUCUAUCUGUACAUAUCGGUGUGCCCUGAUGUAAAUAUUGUAUUAAAGAUCAAUCGUGUUUUUUUAUCUUGUUUGCCUUAACCGCACUGACCAGAAAUGUCUCGUUUUCCUCACAACAGACCGCAAUGUGUUCGCUAGCUUGUUCAACAAAAUGCUUUGCUACAUGUUUUUUUUUCACCACUGGCCAAAGAAAAAUGUUUGAAGGUUAUGCAGAUUUUUUUCAGUACAGUGGAUCUACACACAGCACAAGCAGUCAUUUUCAAAUGUAAUGGCUUUGGUAGGUCUUCGCUAUAUUUCUGCUAUUGUACAGGCUGUGCAUAAACCAACUUGCAUGCAAAAAUGUAAAGCCUUCAUCUUUGUUGUUGUAUGAAAUGUUUAAGGUAACGUAAUGAUUACAGUUGUGUUUUCGAAUUUGUAUCAUUGUAGCACUUCGCUUUAUCGCUUUUGCACUUGACAAAGUCAAAUAAAGAGUCUGACAGCUGAGA
Triplophysa dalaica is the source of this 16393-nucleotide messenger RNA. RefSeq names its product polycystic kidney disease 1a (gene pkd1a). Gene Ontology annotation, biological process: kidney development. NCBI's taxonomy places the organism in Eukaryota, Metazoa, Chordata, Actinopteri, Cypriniformes, Nemacheilidae. Gene Ontology annotation, molecular function: protein binding. The record is from RefSeq and is a predicted model, not a curated record. Bases 344 to 14251 code for a protein of 4635 amino acids. Gene Ontology annotation, cellular component: membrane. The transcript has 49 exons.